This is a messenger RNA of Mizuhopecten yessoensis (Yesso scallop), 2180 nucleotides long. RefSeq names its product ubiquitin-fold modifier 1. The record is from RefSeq and is a predicted model, not a curated record. NCBI's taxonomy places the organism in Eukaryota, Metazoa, Mollusca, Bivalvia, Pectinida, Pectinidae. Gene Ontology annotation, biological process: protein K69-linked ufmylation. The coding region runs from base 61 to 324 and encodes 87 amino acids. Gene Ontology annotation, cellular component: cytoplasm; nucleus. The transcript has 5 exons.
UUAAUUUUGACGUCACAUUAGGGAAUUCCACUUCCGGUAUUGCGUGUCAGGAAAGCCGAGAUGUCUAAAGUUACAUUCAAGAUAAUUUUGACUUCGGAUCCAAAACUGCCAUACAAAGUUCUUAGCGUACCAGAGGGAACUCCUUUCACAGCUGUACUCAAGUUUGCUGCAGAAGAGUUCAAGGUACCAGCAGCCACUAGUGCUAUUAUAACAAACGAUGGAAUCGGGAUCAACCCGGCACAGAGUGCUGGAAAUGUGUUUUUGAAGCAUGGAUCAGAAUUGAGACUUAUACCAAGAGACAGAGUCGGGUCUAUAGGAAAAUGAAAUUGUCGUUAUACUUUAGAUUUAUUUAAAUUGGACAAUGAAAAUCUCCAGUGUCAAAGGAUGAUUUCUACUGAAUAAAAUGGUGAUGGAAAAUGGAUACUUACAACAAUUUGGUAACGCACUCUUUUCAUCCCACCCUAUGUAUACCAACUGGGAUUUGUCCAGAACAAUCAACUGAAAAACAUUCAUCAUGUUCUGGAGUGACUAAACCAUUUGACACCUACAUUCCUUGUGCAAAGGAUUUAGUUAUUUCCUAUUCAAAAAGAAUUCUCAAACAUUUUGAUGAUUUGGUGAAAUUUUGGGAGACUAGGUUUUACUUAUUAAAUGAUGAUUUGGUUGUUAUAUAAGAACAAUUAGUUUAACAUACAGCUUUAAAAUGUAAAUUAUGAAAUAUCAACAAAGUACAACUGUUCAUGCUGAAAGAAAUGUAGAUUGAAAUAUAUAUAUAUAUAUAUAUAUAUAUAUAUACUGACAAUAGUUUAUAAGGUUAACUUGAAAUGUAAAUGAAAAUAUCAAGAAAUAUUGGUAAAACAAUAAGGAUUCUAUUCAUUAUGUAACAAUCCCCUGGUUUGGAUUGAUUCUAUUAUAAAGGGGAGAUAACUAUUAACAUGUUUUUGUUAGUAUUUUUAUAUCAUAAAAUCAUUCAUAUGUAAUUCACACACGUGCAAUGAGGGUAUUGAUGUCCACACUGACGUUACUGCAGUAACAAAGUUGUUUCAGGUGUAACAUUUUCAAUAUUUAUUUGCAUAUGUUAUGUGUGGCUUGCAAAUUCAAAGUUACCAUGAAAUUCAAGCGUCUGAAAAAAAUGAAUUGAUAUCAAUUUCUUGACUGUUUUGACUUGUUAUGCCUAUGUUAUGCUUUACCUGCUCUUUACACUUAAAAUUCAGAUCAGUGGUAUAUAUGAGAGGUUCUGCAAUUGAUUGGCCCCUCUCCCCCUAAAUUAAUUGUCGAACUUCAGUAGAACAACUCAGUAUAUACUAGUACAUUUACUGGUACUAUAUAUCAUAGCACUAAAAGUAAGUCGUUUUAUAAAUGAAGUCUGAGAAUAACUAGGUAAGGGGGGAGUGAUCAAUCAAGUAAAGCACCUGUGAUAUGUAUUUUGUUUUUGUACUGCUCUGUAUUGUUUUGACUCUAGUCUGAUCAUAUAAUGCCUAUCAUCAACCAUAAAAGAUAUACCAGACAUGUAAAGUUAUGUUAAUUUAAAAUUUAAUCUCGAGAAUUUAGCAUACAUUUUCAAAGCUCAUCAAUCUUCGCUAGUAUUGACAACAUGAAGAGACCGUACCAAGACCUUUCCUUGUUGCAGGUUUACUUGAUCAGACUUCUGACAAAAAUGUUUAAAUUGUCUUUUCAUAUUAAAUGGUGUCCUAUGCUCAUGUGCUUAUACUUGGAACAAACUGCAAAUCAAUCUUAUUUUUAGUAACGAAGAAAUGUAAUCCAGAUUAAAACUGGACAUGCUCUAUAAAGACAAUUUCAAAAUGAACACACUUGUAGCCACAAAAUAAUUAGCGUUGUUCUUGUACGCUUCACAGUUCCAUUAUCAUUUUGUGUAUCGUUACUUUCAUUAAUUCAACUUCAAUUUAUAGCAAAUAUUAGAAAUUGGUUGUAAAAUUCAAGAAAUAUUAUUUCCUUUUGUAUUUCAAUUGAAGAAUCUAAAUGGGUUUAAUCAUAUCAAUAGAAGAAAAAACUUUUUUUUCUGACUUUAUAUGAUGAUUGUACAAAAUAUGACAUUUUAAUGUCUUAUUGGUAUGGUAUACUAAUGUUAUGUAAGAAAUGAAUUGUUAUAAGGUAUUUUAAUUCUAAAAUAGGAAAAAAAGUUUGCAACAAAUAUGUAGUAAACUUUCAAAAUAAAAUUCUGC